This is a messenger RNA of Pocillopora verrucosa, 3643 nucleotides long. NCBI's taxonomy places the organism in Eukaryota, Metazoa, Cnidaria, Anthozoa, Scleractinia, Pocilloporidae. The record is from RefSeq and is a predicted model, not a curated record.
GUAAUCAUGAAGAACUAAGUGAGACGUUGUUUUCCGCAGUUUCUAGGGAAAGUUCGAAGUUUCUGAGGCCAAGACUAAUACACAUUGUUGUUCUGGACUUUACCCACUAUGCGCGCUACGAAAUUGGUUUGAUCCUUUGUUUUGGCGUUUUCUAGUCAUGUAUCAGCAAGAAUACAAUCAGAACUACGGCCAGCAUGGAUCGUACAACCAGUAUGAUGGACAUCAUGGUGGCCACAACAGUAACCUGGCUGAGAAUAACUCAUAUGCACCUCGCAUUGUUUUGGAUGAUUAUAACAGUGACCUGAACUUUGUAGUUGAGCCCGGUGGUGUGACAGGAUCCAGUUUGCACCAGGAUGGCUUUGAAUAUAUGUGGGCUGGAGCGAGGGCAACUCACGGUGUGCGGACUGGGAAGGUAUGCUUUGAAGUUCGUGUGCUAGAAAAAUUGACAGUAACAGUGCCAGAAACAGAAACAAAUCCACAUGUUGUAAGGGUUGGAUGGUCUGUAGAUGAAGCAAACCUGCAGGUCGGAGAAGACAAGUUGUCUUACGGUUAUGGUGGCACUGGCAAAGUUUCUGUAGACAACAAGUUUUUUGACUAUGGUGAGCCAUACUCUACUAAUGACACUAUUUGCUGCUGUAUCAACCUCGAUUCUAAUCCGAGAGUUGUGCUUUUCACCAAAAAUGGAAAAUACCUUGGUGUUGCUUUCCGUCUUGGUGCUGAAGCAAGUGGAAAGGCGUUUUUCCCUCAUAUCACCGUUAAGAACAUGCGCCUUACGGUCAAUUUUGGCCAGUAUGAACCAUACUUUCCACCUCUCCAGGGAUUUAGCUUCAUCUCAAGACUACCACCACAAUGUUUGCAACGUGGCUCAGCAGGUCCGGUGUCAAGGAGCGCUUGUGAAGUUAUCAUGAUGGUAGGCCUACCUGCGGCUGGCAAAACCGUCUGGGCCGAGAAAUACGCCCGUGACCAUCCAGAGAAGAAGUACUGCAUCCUUGGGACAAACUCUAUCAUGGACAGGAUGAAAGUUAUGGGUUUGACGCGCAAACGGAAUUAUCACGGACGGUGGGAUGCGCUCAUUAAACAAGCUACUGACAUCCUGAAUAAAACAUUAAAAAUUGCCGAGCUGAAGAAUCGCAAUUAUAUCCUGGAUCAGACCAAUGUGUAUUUCAAUGCUCGGAGAAGGAAGAUGAAUAACUUCCGUGAGUGCCGCAGGAUUGCGGCUGUUGUUAUCAACACCAACGAAGUUUUGAAAGAGCGAGCUUUGAAGAGAGAGGAGGAGGAAGGCAAGGUUGUCCCUGAAUCGGCGGUCAUGGAGAUGAAAGCGAACUUUGUGCUACCUGAAGUCGGUGAGAUUUUUGAGGAAGUGUGGUAUAUUGAAGAAGACAAAAAUAAUUCUGAACGUCUUGUAGCCGAGUUUCAGUCUGAAGGAAAGGCUUUCAAGGAAAAUGAGAAUAAACGAAAGCCAAAGGAGGAUAAAAGUUCAUCCUCGGAUUUCAAGCGAUACUGUAACGACCGGCAAGGACCUUCUGUACCUUUGCCAAGAGGAUCACAAGGUCAAUACUCAGCUCAUAAUGAUCGUGGAGGUUUCCAGGGAAAUUACCAUGCAAGAGAUGGCUCAAGCAAUGUGCCUGGUCGUGUUCAUCCACCGGGGAGUCAAGGAGUACCUGGGAGACCCUAUAAUGAUUUUGGUCCUCCCCUGGGACACCCAAGACCAGGAGACCAAUGCAGAGAUUAUGGCGGUGGUCCUCGCAAGGGGAACAGUAACCAUUGGCGCCCCCAAGGAACAUACGACUCUGGGCCUCAGAAUAGGGGCAAUGGUUAUGGACUUUCUUACAGACAGCAAGGAAGCUACGGGAGUAACUAUGGUCACAAUCAGGGACCGUCAUAUGUCUAUUCUCCAUAUCAACCGCCCAGCAGUGGCGACGCUAGAUACAACCAAUCAGUGCCCGCAUAUGGUCAGCAAUAUGGGCCAAAUUACGGAAGCCAAAAUAACGCACAACUUUACCCCAGGGAUCGUGGAUAUUAUGGAGGGGGAGGGCAGGUGCCCCAGAGAGGAAGAACGGACCAGUAUAGUUGCAGAUUAUUCGUUGCAUGGUGGAAUUGGUCUGCCAUUUUCUCACCAGUUGUCGAGGUAAAUGUCGUCAAAAUAUCCUCAGUAUAAGCAUAGACACUGGUGUGAGGAGAGGGCAAUGGUUUCUAGUCUGUCCAUGAAUAGGAUGGCCAGAAUGCUUAAAAUGUUAGAACCCAUAGGUAGGCCUUCUUUCUGGCGGAAAACUCGACUAUUGAAGAAGAAGUACAUGUUGUUUAGCGUAACUGUGAGAAGGUCUAUUAUCUCUAGUUUGGUGGGAUGGAGUAUUUGGGUAUAAACUCUAUCGUUUGGGUCGGUCAUGAUGAUGGUGAUGGCUUAUUGUACGGGUCUUGAGGUGAACAAGGAUACCAUAUCGAGGCUGCAUGGAUAUGGUUGCGUUUUACUGGUGGUAAAAUCGCCGGCUUGGAUACACUUGAGCUCAAGGCUGUUUUCUAGAUUUUCUAGGACGUCCUUCAGCUUUGGUUUAAGGGCAUUGGCGAACAGCCAUGAGAUACGCUGGUUUGCUCCAUUAGUGUUAGAUAUAAGGGGUCGUAUUUUCAUAUCUGGACCAGUUUUAUGGGUCUUGAUGAGAUGGUAGAACAGGGGAGAUGGCGUUAGAGUUGAUGAAGCUUUUCCGAAUAAAGGGAGGGAAAUGUAGGUAGAUGCUUUUCCAAGUUGAGUUGACUUUGUUCAGCCUAUUGAGGUAUCAUGUUAGUGUUUUUCAAAGUACAAAUAGAAAGUGACCACCUGUACAGUCGUCGAUGCACUUCGUUAUACUUCGACGGUUGAGUUUGAACAUGAAUACCCACUUUCAGUUACCCCUAUGCGAUUGGCUUUAUCCAAUGCCAAAUUCUUUCCUUCUGAUCACGUAAUUCUUUCUUUUUUCCAACGCUAUAUACUGUAAUUUUUGAUUCCUUAUUUCAUUCUUUGACGCGGGAAUAUCCGAUGGACAUACCAGAGGUUUUAAUCACUAACAAAUGCAGCAAUCACAUCAAUUCCUAGAGUAUUUUUUGGUCAAAUUCUCUCUGAAUAUUCAGAUUACAGACUUCAGCUCAAUUAUUAAACAAUAAUAUAUGGGCCGCAAACAACUAUCUUUCGCCGUAAAGUUCGAGUUAAGUCAGUACAAAUUAAUUCUAGUUAGUCAACACGGCAAACUUAAAAGCAUCGGUUUCAUUAUCGUUUGAUAGUGCGACAAGAAAACUCCCUUUAAUCUCUUUCUUAAUGAAUGAAAAGCAUGCUAUUUUAAUAACCUGUCAUCUAUCAGGGCCGGUAAUCAAUAUAUAUAUUCCCACUGUAUGUUAGGAAACCCUGAACUCGAAUAAAGCUUUGUAAAACGACCAAGAAUGGAAAAAAGGGAAAGUGAAGGAAAUUUAGUCGGUGGGAGGUGGUAAACAAAGAACCAAUAGCACUAGGAAACACCUUUUUGAUGCACCAUAGGUAUACACCAGCAACAUAAGUUCUCGUUGAGAAUUAAUAUCAUAAAUACGAUCGAUCUCAGAGAACUCGUAAAGAACUAGUAAUAAUAGUCAAUUUUUUUCUAUACGCUGACGCAAAUAUCCUUUUACAAUUCAUCGUGAU